CAGCUGCAGCAGGACGGCCGGCCGGCGGUCGGGGCGGCGCGCCGGGAACCUCGCGGGGCGGGCAGGCGCCGCACCCCAGCCUGGCCGCCUGCGCCCCCCGCGCGCGCCGGGACCAGCAGCAUGAGCAGCGGCUACAGCAGCCUGGAGGAGGACGCCGAAGACUUCUUCUUCACCGCCAGGACCUCCUUCUUCCGGAGGGCGCCCCAGGGCAAGCCCCGCGCCGGCCAGCAAGAUGUGGAGAAAGAGAAGGAAACCCACAAUUACCUCAGCACAGAGGAGAUCAAAGAGAAGGUUCAUAAGUACAACUUAGCAGUCACAGACAAGUUGAAGAUGACCUUGAACUCAAAUGGGAUUUACACUGGCUUCAUUAAAGUACAGAUGGAACUCUGCAAACCCCCGCAGACGUCUCCGAACCCUGGAAAGCUCGCUCCCGGGAGCAAUGGCUGUAUGAACACACUUCACAUUAGCAGCACAAACACUGUGGGGGAGGUGAUCGAGGCCCUGCUCAAGAAGUUCCUCAUGACCGAGAGCCCUGCUAAGUUUGCACUUUAUAAGCGUUGUCAUAGGGAAGAUCAAGUCUACGCCUGCAAGCUCUCGGACCGGGAACAUCCCCUCCAUCUGCGUUUGGUAGCAGGGCCCAGAACAGACACCCUUAGUUUUGUUCUUCGUGAACAUGACAUUGGAGAGUGGGAAGCCUUCAGCCUUCCAGAACUACAGAAUUUCUUGCGUAUCCUGGACAAGGAGGAAGACGAGCAGCUGCAGAACCUGAGGAAGCGCUACGCGGCCUACCGGAACAAGCUAGAAGAAGCCCUCGGCGAGGUGUGGAAGCCCGGUUAAGGCGCGGGCUCCGGCUCGCUCGGCCGCCGCGGGACCUGUGUGCGGACCAGCAGCAGCUGUCUCUGCUCGGAGGGCUGUGUUCCGGCCCUGUGAUGCUAGGGUCUUCCCCUUUGAUCUCUAGAUUUAGUUCCCAGACCUGGCCACACAGCAUCCUGCCCCUUAGGCAUCCUCUGUAAGGGAUUCUGCAAGCUUGUUCUGUUCCAUCACUGCGGUGUUACCUCUUGGCAAGCUGUGAACCUGUUCUUAUCUGGAGCAUUCUAGAGUGCUUUGAAGCAUGGACUCUGGGUUGUUGUUUUUUCUUAUUUUCUUUUAGUUAUUUUAAUUAUGUGAUGUUGAUGUUAAGCUUAAGGGUGUGCAAACGACUUUUUAAAAGCUUAACGAGGAAUCUAUCUGAAUACUUGUCCUAUGUUGAAACUACCUGUUUGUUUUUUGAUUUUUUUUUUUUUUUAAAUGUCAGGGGAAACGGUCCAUGUGAAUUGAAAGUCACAGGAAGCUAGAACGCUGAGGAAUUGGGGAAGGAGUUUGGAGGAGUUUGACCAAGAAAGUAAAGAGCAAGUUUGGAAGAAGGCGCGAGUGGAGGUGGGGCGCUCCGAGGGAGGGUGUUUUGGGUGAUGCGUUGACGGUGAAGGAUGAAGGUGUAUUUGCUUGUCAGCGACUUAAAAAGUAACCAGUUCUGAGAUGUCAAACCCUCUCAGUAGUGCUUGACUUCCUGGUAAGUAAAAGGUGGGAACAGAACCAAAGAAAGUAGGACCUAGACCAAAAGGAGGGCUAACCCAGCGGCUGACCCAGAGCCCGGCGGAGCACUCGGGCCGGGGUCCGCGGAGCCAGCAGACAGGCCCUGGCGGCUGGAGCUGCCCCCGGGACUGCCCGGACCCUGCUGCUCAGAGCGGGGGCUCACGGGGCACCUUCUCUGGGCAGGUGAGCAGUGGCCGCGCGCUGACUCCUGUGAAGCUACGGUUUCUCCCUGGGUGAUUUUCAAAGCUGAAAGGAGUUUGGGUGGGGCAGCUGGCUCCCCGAUGGCUCGUGGGGAGAUGCGCCACAUCCGAGCGCACAGCACACUUCCUGACAGUCACAUCGAGGCUCCCUCCUCUCCUUCCCCUCCCUUUGUCCUCCCCCCUCCCUCCUUCCCCCUUUCUCUUAUUCAGUGAAGGCUUCUUCCCUAAUGUAGAGCAGGGAUGCGGAUGAAAGACCAGGUCCUGUGGGCAGCUAGACAGGGAGGGCAGUCCACCCCCGCUGGCCGCUCGAGGGCUGCCUUGUGGAAACGCUUUAACAGAAGUGCAUGUUCCUCCCAACCAAAGAAACGCGUGUGCAAUAGGAGCCUUCCGGAGGCGGGUGAGAAACUCAUGGUGUGCAGCAGGCAGUCUGAGAACAGCGGGAAAGGGUGCUGUGCUGCUGGAGGGCCUCGGUCUCUGUUUAGCCUAGGAUAUUUUUUGUUUGUUUAUAAAUUCCCAAGGAAUUGUUAACACUUUGGUGACACCUAAUGGAUUCUUUUUGAAACUCCGAGGUGCUUCAGGGCUUUGCCUAAGUGAACUGUGCCUUUUAUUGCAUUUCUGUCUCCUCUUUGUGGCCCUUGGGACACUUCAGAGAAGACCCAUCUGGUGGGAGGCAGGUGGGAGUGUCGGUUUCGCUGUGCCACACACAUUACUGAGACAAUCAUAUCUUCUGAACUUUUUAAGGAAAGUUGGAAAAAAAAAAAGUAGAGCUAGCUAUAAAAUAUGUAUGGCACAUCUUGUUUAAUUUUGCAUGUACCUUCUUUUUAGUUCAUUGAUGAGGUUUAGUGACAUUGUCAUCCAACACUUUACCUUUAUUGUUCAGGGAAUGCCUUCCUGACUUUAUACUGGUUUUACUAUCCAGACUGUGGCUUGGGUUUGAGUAUACUGUUAUCAACCACCUGGUCUCUGAAUUACCCAUCCCGGGAAGCUUAUAUUUUUUGAAGCAUUUGUUUCUCAGAUCAAGACACUGUUAGAACCUAAAGUAGGAGCUGAUGGGUAUCUGUGAAUUUUUUUUUUUUUUUUUACUUGAAGUAGAUUGUCUAAAAUAGGCAUCCUCAUCUGUGUUAUCCAGAACCUCGCUCACUGUUGUGUGCACUACAAGUUGCAAUUUGGAAACCUUGCUGUAUUGAAAUUCUGUCAGUACAGACCAACGUUCUCUCCCAAACACUGGUUACUGCGGCAGCGUUUUUAAUGUGUAAAAGAAGAAAGGCCACAAAGGCCGAAGAUUUUUAAAAAUCAUUGUACAAAUUCUUAUGAUAAAUUAAGCUUUGCUGUAAUACUGUUUUCUCUUCAGUAUGUGAUGGUACAGGAACGAUGUUAAAUGAAGGGGUGGUAUUGCAGGGGAGCAUUUUAAAUCGCAGAAGUAAAAAGUUAUAAUAUUUAUAAUUUCGAUGAGUUUAAGUUUAUUUUUAUAGGGAAGAUUUUUCUUCCCUAAAAUUGUUUCUGGAAUGGCAAAUUGUUUCCAUUAUUAAAAGUUGAAGUUGUUAGUGGA
Messenger RNA from Equus caballus (horse), 3321 nucleotides. It is a transcript of the gene RASSF3, whose product is annotated as Ras association domain family member 3. Lineage: Eukaryota; Metazoa; Chordata; Mammalia; Perissodactyla; Equidae. The record is from RefSeq and is a predicted model, not a curated record. Gene Ontology annotation, cellular component: cytoplasm. Gene Ontology annotation, biological process: signal transduction.